Hydra vulgaris (swiftwater hydra) is the source of this 1205-nucleotide messenger RNA. RefSeq lists its product as uncharacterized. NCBI's taxonomy places the organism in Eukaryota, Metazoa, Cnidaria, Hydrozoa, Anthoathecata, Hydridae. The record is from RefSeq and is a predicted model, not a curated record. Gene Ontology annotation, molecular function: protein binding.
UUAUGAAUGUCCUGUCUGUUUUACUUGGAACAGACUUUUUUUAAAAAAAUGUUAGAUUAAAUAAAUAAUUACAUAAAUGCUUGCAAUAAAAUAGUUUUAAAGUAUUUUUUUUAAUGACUUUUUGAUCAACUGAUGACAAUUAUUGGUUAAUAACUAUAUCGAUUUGACCAAAUCAGUAAAUUUUCACUCAAGAGGUUUAUAAAAUAUGUGACACCUCAAAUAAUUUUAUUUACAACUCACACAAAUUUAACGGAAAUGGAGUCAUUAUGAAAGUCUUAAUUAUACCAAUUUAAGUUGAAUUAGUAUAAAAUAAAACAAGUUUUUUUUUAAACAAAUUGUUUCUUAAGUAGUUUUAUUUGCAAUAAAUCUACUAUGACAUUAAAUGUGAUCAACGAAAAAGAAAAAACUUUUAAAGAUGAAAGUUUUAUUCCCAAAAGUCAGAAAAGAUUAAGGAGUGGUAGUUUUUAUGACGGGAAAACAUUUCAUGUGAAACGUAAAAAUUAUGUUGAGAAACGAUCCAAAAGGAAAAUAAAUAUUUGCGAUCUGAGUGAAGAAGUUUUAUUUGAAAUUCUUAUACACGUUACAGCUGAUGAACUUUUAUAUACUAGUGAAACAUGUUGGAAGCUAUAUGAAAUAUGUAAUUCUGAAUACCUCUGGAAGCAUCGUUGUAAGAAUGACUUCAAGCUUGAAACUAAAUGGGCCAAGUAUUCAUAUCGAUAUCUAUAUGAAAUGAUUUUUAAAUCUAAAGUUGUUUGCAACUACUUAACUCCUCUAAGUCAUUUGAAAUCACUGAUUGUAUGGUAUUUAAUUGACCCACAUGCUCCAUGUAAAAAUGCUGAGUGCUUAACAGUAAACAAUGCAAAAUUAAUAUGGGGAAUCACACAAAAAGAAUACAUCGACAAAACAAAUAUAAGCACUUACAGAGACAUUGUAAACAACACAUGUUCAUGGAGACGUUUACAUAAUGCGUUACUGGAAAAAUACGGUGGAAUUAUUCCAAUGCAAAAUUAUGUCCUUAGGCGGUGUCUACGUCUUCGCAAAACUUUAGAUAGAAGGUUUAAUUACUUUUUAAAUGAAUGUCAAAGGUUUCAUUGUUGUUACCGUACGUUGUAUCUCGGGGAUGGAAAUAUUGGAUGGAUACGAUGAACAUUUUGAAAAACACUUUUUUGUAUAAAUAUCUAUCAAGUUAAUUUCUAAAAUUUCAA